Molecule: messenger RNA, 369 nt
Organism: Puccinia triticina
Lineage: Eukaryota; Fungi; Basidiomycota; Pucciniomycetes; Pucciniales; Pucciniaceae
Exons: 2
Coding region: 1-369 (122 amino acids)
Source: RefSeq, a predicted model, not a curated record
AUGAUUGCACACUGCAGGAAAUUUGACGAAACGGAUUUCACAGAGAACCCACACAUCAAAGGCGGCCCUCAGAAGGCCUGGGACCCCGUCACAGGCACCAACAGCUCAAAAUCGGAAACACAGGGGACAACAGGCGGUCAUACUGUGAAGUCAACCACCAACCAGAACCAACAAGCUGGGAGAGGACAGCAACAAGGCCAUUCCCUGCCUUAUAACCACGGCUCCGGCUCAGGUUCUGGUAGAUACCCUCACACCCAGGGGUACAAAGGAAACCGGUACGAUGUGGCAUACAACGAUUGCAACACCAGAAGGAACCACCGAGGAAGGAACUCUCACCCCACUGGGAAAGACCCCACCACCCAACCAUAG